Dioscorea cayenensis subsp. rotundata (Guinea yam) is the source of this 2699-nucleotide messenger RNA. RefSeq names its product pentatricopeptide repeat-containing protein At3g12770-like. The record is from RefSeq and is a predicted model, not a curated record. Gene Ontology annotation, molecular function: RNA binding; protein binding. Lineage: Eukaryota; Viridiplantae; Streptophyta; Magnoliopsida; Dioscoreales; Dioscoreaceae. Gene Ontology annotation, biological process: RNA modification.
UUUUUUAAAAAAAAAAACUUUUAUCUUCCCUCUUGGUUGAUUUUGAAUUGGAGUUAAUGUGAGUUUUGGUGUAAAUAGAGGGUUGGAUUUCAUGUGGAUUGCCGGUUUUUUUCCUUCUUCUGUUUGAGAAUUGACCUUUAUAAAUGAAAGGUGAGAUUUUGAUUUAUCGGAUGUGAUUUUCUUGGUUAUUUACUGCCCUGUUGGAUGAUUGUGCAUUGAAUUUUGUUGUUGAUGGGAAUUGAGCGAUUAAUUUGCGGUCUUGGUGAUCUAGGUUUUCUCCAUUGAUUGAUUUGCAGUGGUAAAAAGGCUGAUUUUGAUUUGAGAAGCAUGUGAUUGGGCCCCAAAGGCGAUGGUUGGUUCAAUUUAAUUUCAAUGUUUACGGAAAUUGAGCCAUUAGUGUGCGGUUUUGGUGAUCUAGGGUUUUCUCUCAGUUGUUGAUUAGAAGGCCUGAAAUGAAGAGUGGUAGUUGUGGAUAGUGUUUGCUGUUUAUUUUUAUUAAUUCUUCGUGCACUUGAUCAAAGACUGAAUAUGUUGAGAGCCAUCCAAUUGAAACCCUCCCCUUUGUUCCCUCCAGGCCCAUCUGUUCCUUUCAAGGACCUUCUGAACUCCUGUCCUUCCAUCUCCUCCCUCCAAUGCAUCCAUGCCCAAUUCCUAAUCCAUGGCCUCUGCAACCAUCUUGCAUUGACUACCAAGCUCAUCUCUUUAGCCUCCAUGCUUUCCCAGUCAAUGUGCUAUGCCCGCAAGCUAUUUGAUGCUUUGCCUCACCCAGACUCUUUUUCUUGGAACUCCCUUAUCCGUGGAUAUGCUGACCUUGGCCCAUGCACCGAAGUUCCACUGCUAUAUAAAGAAAUGCACCACCGAGGCCUCUCACCAGAUCACUUUACAUUUCCAUUUGUAGUUCGCUCUUGUGCUGUCCUUACUGCACUGCAGGAAGGGAAACAGGUUCAUUGCAAUGUGAUAAAGCAUGGGUUUCGUUCGAAUGUUUAUGUUCAAAGUUCUUUGAUUACAAUGUAUGCUUGCAGUGGUGAGAUUCACGACUCAGAGACUAUUUUUGAUGGGUUGGAAAUGAGAAACAUUGUUUCUUGGACUGCUAUGGUUGCCUGUUAUGCACAAAAUGGGGCUUACGAGAAGGCCUUAGCUGUUUUUCGGUGGAUGGUGGCUUCCAGAGUGCAGCCUAAUGAGGUCACUCUUGUGAGUGUCCUUCCAGCUUGUGAGGGAAUUGAAUAUCUUCCUUCUGGGAAAUCAAUUCAUGCGAUGGUGAUUAAAUCAGGAUUGAGGUUGUAUCUUCCCUUGGUGAAUGCUUUGAUUGCUAUGUAUGGCAAAUGUGGGAAUACCGACAGUGCUAGACAACUCUUUGAGGGGAUGGAGUUUCGAAGCCUGGUUUCAUGGAACACCAUGAUCGCAAUGUUUGAGCAGAGUGGUUAUGGAGGCAAAGCAAUCAAACUCUUCCGAAGGAUGCUCACCGAGAAGGUGAGAUUUGAUAGUGUUACAUUGGUCAGCGUGAUAUCAGCCUGCACCAGGUUAGGAGCUCUUGACACUGGGAAAUGGAUGCAUGAACUUGCUAGAAGCAAGGGAUUAGAAAGUGAUGUAAGAAUUGGUAAUGCUUUGUUGGACAUGUAUGCAAAGUGUGGGAGUUUAGAAUGUGCCAGAAAUGUUUUCACAAGAAUAACCUCAAGAGACGUAGUCUCUUGGAGUGCCAUUAUAGGGGCUUAUGCGACUCAUGGACAAGCAGAAGAUGUGCUGGAGCUUUUCUCCCAGAUGAAAGCUGAGGGGGUUAGGCCAAAUAGUUUCACUUUUACUUCGGUUUUAGCAGCUUGCAGCCAUUCAGGUCUGGUAGAAGAAGGAGUUAUGCAUUUUGACAGCGUGAGAAGAGAUUAUGGCAUUACUCCUACGAUCGAACACUGUGCAUGUCUGGUGGACCUUCUUGGCCGUGCUGGUCAAUUAAAUGAGGCACUUGAAUUUAUAAGAAGGAUGCCGGUGAAACCAGAUUCAGGAAUAUGGGGAGCAUUACUUGGUGCUUGCAGGAUCCACGUGAAUGUUGAGCUUGCUGAGCUUGUAGCACAAGAGCUUUUCCAGUUGGACCCACAUAAUGUAACAUUCUAUGUGCUCAUGUCAAACAUAUACGCAGAAGCUGGUAGGUGGGAAGAUGCUGCGAGGUUGAGGAAAAUGAUGAUGAAGCAGGAUUUGAAAAAGAUCCCUGGGUAUAGUUUGGUGGACAUAAUUAAGAAGUACCACUAGCCGGUGUUCUCUAGGUGACAAAUUUGUGUCAUUUAUCCAUUGUGGUAAUUGAUGCUGAUUAGGAGGCAGAGAGAAAGCCGCUUCUAAGUUUGUUAUUGUGUUAUACCUUCAAGAGUUUAUAUGGCUCAUUGCCACAAGACAUGCCGUAAUUUCCCCUGUUGUUCGAUGGUUUUAGAAGUGGAGUUCAAUUGAAUUUGGUUAUUAGUGAAAAUUGAAUAAUCAUGUGCAGUUUUGUUGAUCUAGGAGUUUUAUUAGAUUGACUUGAUGUGGCAAAAAAAAGCUGAGAUUUUGAUAUGAAAACAUUUACAUGUUUUAAAACAGUAUUUUGCUUUAUGUUUUCAUUUUGGUCUUUUAGAGAUGUUGCCAUUAAGCAUUUUUUUCUGUAUUUUAAUACAAUUGAGAUUUUGACUAAACAUUAUUUUUUUUUCAUAACCUUCUUCAAAUAUAUAUUUUGUAUUUAU